AUGACUUCUCUCGCGUUUUCUUACAGGUAUAUACUCCUCUGUUUUUUUAUCCUUUGUACUCCUAUAAUUUACAAGAGUUUCAGCAAAUCCCAAGUUCACCUUUCCGUUAAUUAUGAGCCUUUACAUUUUACCAAGCACGAUAUUCCAAGUGGUGAUAAUGGUACGGACAUCCAACAGCCGGCCCUCAUGAAAGCUACCUUGUUUAUGCUUUGUCGCAAUAGAGAUCUUGCCGCCGCACUUAGUUCCAUCCAGAAUGUUGAAGAUCGUUUUAAUAACCGAUACCAUUAUCCAUGGACAUUUAUGAAUGAUGCACCAUUUUCGGAGGAAUUCAUCAAUGCUACCUCCACGAUGGCCAGCAGCGAUACUACUUACGUCCAACUUCAACAACAUGAAUGGGGUUUGCCCAAAAAUCUCAACAUGAAUCGUGCAUUAGAGACAAUCCGUGACAUGAUGAGAAGACACAUUAUUUAUGGCUUUUCGUUGAGUUAUCGAAUUAUGUGUCGGUUCAAUUCUGGCUUCUUCUACCGAAACUCUGCUCUUAAAAAUUACGACUAUUAUUGGCGUGUGGAACCCGGUGUUAUUUAUUCUUGUGAUAUUCCAUAUGAUCCAUUCCGUAGGCUUCGCGACGAAAAGAAAGCUUAUGGAUUUGUGAUUUCUUUACCUGAAUACCCAGAAACUAUUCCUACCCUUUGGAAUACUACCAGAGACUUUAUCAAAAAGAGUCCUCAUUAUCUUGCUCCAGAUAGUUCUUUAGACUUUAUUACAGAUGAUAACAAGGGCUUAGACGGUGAAUAUAACAAUUGCCAUUUUUGGAGCAAUUUCGAAAUUGCUGACUUGAACUUUUUUAGAAGCGAUGCCUACAACGAUUACUUUGAAUACUUGGAUCAAAGGUUUGGCUUCUUCUACGAGCGCUGGGGUGAUGCUCCUAUACAUACCCUUGCUGCGUCUCUAUUUCUCAACAAAUCACAACUUCACUAUUUUGAAGAUUUCGGAUACUACCAUUUGCCUUGGAAUCAUUGCCCUUCAGAUUAUAAACUCCAUGUUAAGGGCCGAUGCAUUUGCGAUCCUGCCGAUACUGUUGAGAUUCAGUAUGGAUUUUGUUACCCCAGAUGGCUUCACAAUAUGCGAAAUGUUAAUACAUAG
Messenger RNA from Schizosaccharomyces osmophilus, 1143 nucleotides. It is a transcript of the gene omh3, whose product is annotated as alpha-1,2-mannosyltransferase Omh3. Gene Ontology annotation, cellular component: Golgi apparatus; membrane. Bases 1 to 1143 code for a protein of 380 amino acids. The record is from RefSeq and is a predicted model, not a curated record. The transcript has 2 exons. Gene Ontology annotation, biological process: cell wall mannoprotein biosynthetic process; protein N-linked glycosylation. Gene Ontology annotation, molecular function: alpha-1,2-mannosyltransferase activity. NCBI's taxonomy places the organism in Eukaryota, Fungi, Ascomycota, Schizosaccharomycetes, Schizosaccharomycetales, Schizosaccharomycetaceae.